AUGCCUGAACAAUGUGGAUCCAACCCUGCCUUGAGCGUCACACUUGCCUCGAUUGUUGUGCCGUUCUUCCAGAUUGUUGGUAUGACCAUACGAUUUUACAUAUUGCUGCAAGUGAACGGAGAUAUAUAUGCGGUAUGGCAGUGGGCAUGUGAGGAUCUCCCAACAAAGGACUCUGAUGUUGCAAAGCAUUGUCCUUCUAUCCAAAAGGUUCAUGACUCACAGGUAUACCCUCAAGCAAUAGGUCAAAAGAAGGAUAAGCACAAGCUAUCCUAUCCGAUUAACAUUUUUGCAUUUUCGGAUAACCAGUUUGGGCUGCGAGUUUUCAAUGAGCUUGUAGAGUCAGCUGCUGCUCGGCAUAAGCAACCUCACUAUAUACUACACGCAGGAGAUGCAGUGCAAGAAGACAAGAAUCUUCAACAAUGGCGAACAGACUUCUACGAUCCUCUGACUGCUUCUUAUCUCGGCCAACAGGCGCCUUGA
Molecule: messenger RNA, 480 nt
Organism: Paraglomus occultum
Lineage: Eukaryota; Fungi; Glomeromycota; Glomeromycetes; Paraglomerales; Paraglomeraceae
Source: the annotation of a GenBank genome assembly